CCUCGCCCUCCCGUCACAAUCACGGAAUCACCUCUCACCAAGCAAGCAAGCAAACAAGAUCGAAGGAGGAAGAACACACACUGACCCAGAAAGCGUGCGCACACAGCUAGAAAAUCGUUUAACCCAGUUGCAAUAUCUCAUUGAAGAGCAUCCGUCCACGAGUUCCGUGACGAUGUCGAGGCGAAAUUUCCUGGUGGCCCUUGCCUGCAUUGCCGCUGCGGCGGUGUCUCUGGCCGUGGCUCCAGCCGACGGCGCGAUCCUGCCGUGGUUCGGCAAUCGUGGUGGACGCGACGAGGCGGCGUCAGCGGCGAUGGCGACGCAGGCGUUAAUCCCCGACGUGGGGCUCCUGGCGGACCCGUUCCGGAUCCUGGAGCACGUCCCCUUCGGCUUCGACCGCGACGACUUGGCCAUGGUGUCCAUGGCCCGCGUGGACUGGCGCGAGACCCCGGAGGCCCACGAGAUCGUGGUGGACGUGCCGGGGAUGAGGAAGGAGGACCUCAAGAUCGAGGUCGAGGACAACCGGGUGCUGCGGAUCAGCGGCGAGCGGCGGCGGGAGACGACCACGGAGGAAAGGAAGGGCGACCACUGGCACCGGGAGGAACGCUCCUACGGCAAGUUCUGGCGCCAGAUGCGGCUCCCCGACAACGCCGACCUUGACUCCAUCGCCGCCAGCCUCGAGAACGGUGUGCUUACUGUGCGGUUCCGGAAGCUGGCGCCCGACCAGAUCAAGGGCCCGCGCGUGGUCGGCAUCACUGGGGGAGAUGAUGGCUCUUCCGACAAGAAGAGUAUUGGCGGUGAAGAGCGGCAGGCCAACAGAGUCGAGCUCUGAAUUCUCAUGUCUGAAGCCUGAACUGCGUGGAGUGCCAGCUUUUGUUUCCUUUUUUUUUUCCUUUUGAGCCGAGUGCCAGUGCUGUUGUUGCCGAUAUGUACACUUGUCAGUUUCGCCAACUACGUAGUGUGUUAAAAAAACAAAAUGCGAUGUGCAAUCUACAGAUGUACUCGAUUACCUGUCAGCAUGUAAGAGAAGUUCACUGAGGAAAAUAAGAAGCUGGUUCGUGUAUUAAA
Molecule: messenger RNA, 1065 nt
Organism: Brachypodium distachyon (stiff brome)
Lineage: Eukaryota; Viridiplantae; Streptophyta; Magnoliopsida; Poales; Poaceae
Product: 23.2 kDa heat shock protein
Exons: 1
Coding region: 173-829 (218 amino acids)
Biological process (GO): response to hydrogen peroxide; response to salt stress; protein complex oligomerization
Source: RefSeq, a predicted model, not a curated record